AUGGAGCAAUUACCUCGUACACAGCAGUCUGAAUCAGCGGGUUACAGAGACAUGGGCACGGACACAAGCAACGGCCAGAUAAUGUUAACACGGCCCCAUCAAGCGCGAGUAAUUACCACACUUCCGUUAGAAAUCCAAUCAGAAAUCCUCAGCCACGUUUCCACCCUCUCAGAUCAAAUCUCAAUUAGUCAAACCUGCAAACUCUGGCAAACCAUCAUCUGGGAGUGCAAAUCAUGUCAAAGACAGCGAUAUGCUAGAGUAUCCGAGGAGGUCGACAUACAUAAAUUCAUAAAAUAUGACAAGCCAUUGAUUAAAUGGCUCUCGUGCACUUUCGAAAACGGGAAUGUGAACCAAUACAGAUACAAACAGUAUGAAUUCGAAAAAGAAGAGGACAGUGAAACGAGUUCACGAUGGAGGUGGCAGGAUCUCACGAAUUUCAAAUUUUUGGAUGAUCCCGUGGUUUCUCCGUUCUGCCAGGUUCCAGAAUUCUUCAACGGAGAGCGUGGUGAUAAGGGUAAAAAUGUAUUAUUCAUCAACCGGAUUUAUAGAUGGCCACCGAGUGCUUUAUUUUUUGGCCGCCGAAGUUGGGAGGGUUUGAAUCUACCCGAGUUCCUAGAGCUCAACACUAGCUCUCGUGGAAGAGGAGAAGAAGAAGAAGAAGAAGAAGGGUCGGAGUUGGAUUCAAACAAAGAAGAAUGCUGGCAAAGUAUUCGGAUCUCUUUAGAGUUCCCAAAGUGUCCUGCUUCUUUAGGUGUAUUUUACAGGACUUUUGCGUUCGUACCGGCGGACACCACAGUCAGAGGGCUCCUACAAUCCAUUGUAGAGGAGAUUCAGCCAGUGAUGAAGAAAUGGGAGUUCGAUUCCAGCGUUGAGCAUGAGUUGAUAUUUUCUUCAAUCCGAGAUCUCAACCACGAGUUUGAGGAUGACCCUAUCGAUAUCUACCUGGAACUGAAAUGUGAUAUUCCUUUCAUCCCCGGAAAGGAUCGGUCUUGGGUGGAAACCACUAGAUCCGCAAACGACCAGUCUGCAGCUUCGGCAGAUGCCUAA
This is a messenger RNA of Orbilia oligospora ATCC 24927, 1047 nucleotides long. RefSeq lists its product as uncharacterized. The coding region runs from base 1 to 1047 and encodes 348 amino acids. The record is from RefSeq and is a predicted model, not a curated record. Gene Ontology annotation, molecular function: protein binding. NCBI's taxonomy places the organism in Eukaryota, Fungi, Ascomycota, Orbiliomycetes, Orbiliales, Orbiliaceae. The transcript has a single exon.